This is a messenger RNA of Photinus pyralis (common eastern firefly), 1791 nucleotides long. RefSeq names its product 4-coumarate--CoA ligase 1-like. Gene Ontology annotation, biological process: long-chain fatty acid metabolic process; fatty-acyl-CoA biosynthetic process. The record is from RefSeq and is a predicted model, not a curated record. The coding region runs from base 149 to 1774 and encodes 541 amino acids. The transcript is spliced from 5 exons. Lineage: Eukaryota; Metazoa; Arthropoda; Insecta; Coleoptera; Lampyridae. Gene Ontology annotation, molecular function: long-chain fatty acid-CoA ligase activity.
GAUCAAUAUCUACGAGAUUAUUUUUUACUCGCAGAUUAAUAUCGCAUACCUACACGUCCGGGUUAAGUAUACCUAUCAAAUAAUUUUUGGGAGUGCACGUAUAUCUCAAGUGCGCGAUUUUCUGUCCUCACUUGGUCGUGUAACGAAAAUGCGAAAUAUCAUCGAAAUGCCACCCCUGAUGGAUUACCGACCAAAUCCCCGAGGCAUCGGGUAUUUCUACUACGAGAAUCUGACGAAGCAUUCCGAUAAAAUUGCGCAAAUCGACGGUAAAACGGGCAAAUCGGAUACGUACGGGGAUCUUUUAAAGCGCUGCAUACGAACGGCGAUAUAUUUGCAAGGGCGCAACGUGACCGAAGGCGAUUUCAUCUCCGUGUGUAGCCUCAAUCACUUCGAUAGCUGCACACCCCUGAUAGCCUCCUUCUUUGUCAACGCCAUUACGAGCGCCGUAGAUCCAUCUCUGUCUUCCGCCGACAUUGCGUUUCUCUUAAGGCAAACGAAGCCCAAAGUGAUUUUCACAGAGGCGGACUCGCUGAAUCGCAUCGAAGCCGCAGUGGAGCUCUUGGAGUACAAGGUGACGUUGGUCGUAUUCGCCGAUUCGUCCCAGCAACACGUCGCGUUUGCGCAAAUUUUAAAGUCAUACGAUGACGAUGAGGUGGACCACUUCCGACCCGUGCCCGUAGAGGACUUGAGCGAAAUCGCGCUAGUCUGUUUCAGCAGCGGAACUUCUGGCCCACCCAAACCGGCAGCGCACAGCCACCACGGUCUCAUGUACUCAUACGCCAACAACGCACGCUCGGCCUACAACUUCGGUUUACUCUUCGGAUUUUACUCACCGUACUGGACGCUGUUCUCGCACGGAUUGGGCACCUGCGUUUCGCUCGGUACCGCCCGCCUCCUUCUGCCCAAGUUUGACCCGGCGCACCCCUGGGAGCCGUUCCAUCACAAGGUAACGACGGCCAUAUUAAACGUCUACCAAGCCAUCCGACUGCUGUCCGUCGACAGACCCGAAGGUCUGGACACGACCAGCUUGGACGUUCUGGUUUUGACGGGCGGCACGAUCUCCAACGAGCAGCUGGCGAGGGUGAAUGGCCUGUUUCCGGGAACGAAGAUCUCGAAUGUUUACGGGCAGUCGGAGGUCGCGGGCUAUUUAACUCAAUUUCGGCUGGCGAACUUGGACGACGUCGAGCGGUGCGGCAAGAAAUUCGCCUCGGUCGGGACCGGGCUCCCAGGCUGUUCGUAUAAGAUCGUCGACCUGGGAAGUGGUGCCAUCGUAGGACCGUACCAAAGGGGAGAAUUAAGGGUGAAGAGCGAGAGUCAACUCAGCUGCUACUAUGGCGUGGUGGACGCGGACGUUUACGACGAUGAAGGCUGGCUAAAAACCGGCGACAUUGCCUACUACGACGACGAUUAUUGUUUCUACAUCGUCGAGCGUGUGAAAGAAAUGUUUAAAUGCAGAGGAUUUCAUGUGAUCCCGGCGAUGCUCGAGUCGACCUUGUUGCAGCAUUCCGCCAUUGCUCUGGCGGUUGUUGUGGGAGUUAAGCAUGAGAUGGAUGGCCACUGGCCAGCGGCGAUUGUGGUCUUGCGUCCCGAAAGAAAGAGUAUCGGCGCGGAUGAUAUUCGCGAUUUCGUUAACAAUAGGGUCCAGGACCGGGAGAAGCUGAACGGUGGCGUGAAAAUAGUCGACAGCUUCCCACUGACUGCCUCUGGUAAGGUAAAUCGAAGAAGAAUAAGGGAAAUGUAUGCAAAUGAGUUAACAACCUCAAAAAUAAACUGAUUACAUUUUCCAAAUUC